UCGUAUGCAACUUUAUGGUCUCUAAAGCUCACUCCCUCACUGGGGCCGAGAUAUAAGUGUAAUAACUGACCAGCCGCUGUGGAGUUCUGGAAUCUAGAGCGGGGAGGAGGAGCUACGGGAAAGCUGCGCCCUUUGGGCGGUACCGGUCUUUGGUGGUCCGGAACUUUUGUGCGGAGAAUGGGUGUUUCUCAGGGAGGCCUUUGGCUGCGAAGCGCGCUGCGCACAAGCGGGCCUGCCGCCCAGCGGAAGUAGCCUAUUGCUUGCCGUAGUGAAUUCUUCCGCGGGGCGGAAGCGGCAUGUCUGCCUGUGUACCGAGCGUUUCCAGUCCCCUCUCCUUGCAGGACCCCAUGAGUAAGCUGUGGCGGCGCGGGAGCACCUCUGGGGUUAUGGAGACCCCCGAGCCGGGGGAAGCGCUGGAGUUGAGCCUGGCCGGCGCCCACGGCCACGGGGUGCACAAGAAAAAGCACAAGAAGCACAAAAAGAAGCACAAGAAGAAACAUCAUCAGGAGGACGACGCCGGGCCAGCACAGCCGUCGCCUGCUAAGCCCCAGCUCAAACUCAAGAUCAAGCUGGGUGGGCAGGUCCUGGGCACCAAGAGUGUCCCCACCUUCACUGUUAUCCCCGAGGGGCCUCGCUCACCCUCCCCGCUGAUGGUCGUGGAUAACGAAGAGGAGCCUAUGGAGGGGGUCCCCCUGGAGCAGUACCGCGCCUGGCUGGAUGAAGACAGUAAUCUGUCCCCCUCCCCACUUCGGGACCUGUCAGGCGGGAUAGGCGACCAGGAGGAAGAGGAGGAACAGAGGUGGCUAGAUGCGCUGGAGAAAGGGGAGCUAGAUGAUAAUGGAGACCUCAAGAAGGAGAUCAAUGAGCGGCUGCUCACUGCUCGACAGAGAGCUCUGCUGCAGAAGGCCCGGCGUCAGCCCUCCCCGACGCUGCCGCUGCCCGGCCCCGCGGGCGGCCCGGCCCCCGCCCUCACGGAGGAGAUGCUGCUGAAGCGCGAGGAGCGGGCGCGCAAGCGGCGGC
This is a messenger RNA of Chinchilla lanigera (long-tailed chinchilla), 1020 nucleotides long. RefSeq names its product INO80 complex subunit B (gene Ino80b). Gene Ontology annotation, cellular component: Ino80 complex. Lineage: Eukaryota; Metazoa; Chordata; Mammalia; Rodentia; Chinchillidae. Gene Ontology annotation, biological process: chromatin remodeling. The record is from RefSeq and is a predicted model, not a curated record.